Messenger RNA from Penicillium subrubescens, 1416 nucleotides. RefSeq lists its product as uncharacterized. Gene Ontology annotation, molecular function: amino acid transmembrane transporter activity. NCBI's taxonomy places the organism in Eukaryota, Fungi, Ascomycota, Eurotiomycetes, Eurotiales, Aspergillaceae. Gene Ontology annotation, biological process: amino acid transmembrane transport. The record is from RefSeq and is a predicted model, not a curated record. The coding region runs from base 1 to 1416 and encodes 471 amino acids. The transcript is spliced from 5 exons. Gene Ontology annotation, cellular component: vacuolar membrane.
AUGUCAAAAUCCAAGCCUUUAGACCAGUCUCUAGGCGUCACCCCGCUGCCCGUAGAGGCUGGCGAGGUUGGUGAUGGUGUCUCUAAGGAUAUCCAGCAUGACGCUGUGUUCGGCGAUAUCACUGAAGAUGGCCCCAACUACCGCAACGUUGGAUGGUUGGGAACUGCUGUCCUGAUGAUCAAAACCCAGAUUGGUCUCGGCGUCCUAUCGAUACCUUCCGUUUUCCAUACUCUCGGUUUGAUCCCAGGCGUCAUCAUCCUUAUCAUCAUCGGAGGAAUCACAACGUGGUCCAAUUAUAUCGUCGGUGUUUUCAAAGUCAAUCAUCGUGAGAUAUAUGGUAUCGAUGAUGUCGGGGAGCUGCUCUUUGGUCGCAUUGGUCGUGAAUUCUUUGGGGCUGCUUUUACCCUUUUCUUCACAUUCUGCUCGGGCUCGGCGAUGUUGAGCGUGUCCAUUGCCCUGAAUGCCUUGUCUAUGCACGCGAUUUGCACUGCUAUCUUCGUUGCUAUUGCUGCAAUCAUCACAUUUGUCUUCUCGAGUAUCCGUACCUUAGGCCGUAUCUCUUGGCUGGCUUGGAUCGGUGCGAUUUGCAUCAUCAUUGCAGUCUUCACCGUGACAAUCGCCGUAGGAUUACAAGAUCGACCCAGCACAGCGCCCGAGGAGGGUGUAUGGAAGUCGGACUACAAACUAUUCAAUCAGCCCAGUUUUUCGGAUGCCGCUUCGGCAAUCUCUUCCCUCGUUUUUUCCUACGCGGGCACCCCGGCGUUCUUCUCAAUUUCGUCGGAGAUGCGUGAUCCCCGGCACUAUACAAAAGCACUUGUAGUCUGCCAGACUGUUAUCAGUACAGCCUACAUCGUUGUCGGUAUAGUCGUCUACUAUUACUGUGGCACUUAUGUCUCUUCACCUGCCCUUGGCUCUGCUGGUCCAGUUGUGAAGAAGGUGGCCUAUGGAAUUGCGCUUCCCGGUCUUUUCGUGACUGCCAUUCUAUUGACUCAUAUCCCAAGUAAAUACGUCUUUGUGCGUAUCUUGCGUGGUUCAACUCACCUGACCUCCAACUCGACCAUCCACUGGAUGACAUGGCUAGGCUGCACGUUUGGUGUUACCCUGACUGCGUAUAUUAUUGCAAGCGCUAUUCCAAUCUUUGGUGGUCUCGUGUCUCUGGUUGGCGCUCUGCUAGGUACUGUGCUAUGCUUCCAACCCAUGGGAUUCAUGUGGCUAUAUGACAAUUGGACCAAGGGUAAGCAAGAUCCAACAUUGAAGUGGCGUCUGAUGGUUAUAUGGUGCAUAUUCGUCAUUGUUUCAGGUACAUUUUUGGUAGUGGCGGGUACUUACGGCUCAGUUGAUGGUAUUAUAGCUUCUUAUCGGGCGGACGGAGGAACCGCGGCGUGGUCCUGUGCCGAUAACUCUGGCUCGACCUGA